UCUCUCUCCCAUUCAACCUUGCAAUUACAAGCAACAAGUUUUCGUCCCCUAAGAUCAUGCAGUAUUUCACGACGAAACACACUUUAAAUUGCACACAAAUUCCCUCAUUAAUCAUCACACCCUCUAGCUAUACCAACUAUAUUGAUCAUCACUAUGGCCAACAACACAAUCCUUAAACUCACAACAAUUCUCAUUCUUCUCAUCAUGCAUAAUUCCCUCUUUGUUUCUUCAAGUGACAUAGACCAAGAUCAUGAUGACAUAAACGAAGAGGAAGAGGAAGAGUAUGUUCUUGACACCCCAUUGCCCCAUCUAGGGCCAAGAAGCAGGUUCUUGGCAAGCAUAAUAAAGAAAGGGAGACAGUGUGAUCGUGAGACCAAUAACAUAUGCAAUGGUGUUAGGGCAAACAAGGGGAGAGACCUGCUUUUCUGCUGCAAGAAGCAUUGUCGCAAUGUGCUUAGUGACAAGAACAAUUGCAGGGUGUGUGGCAACAAGUGCAAGCAAGGGGAAAGAUGUUGCAAUGGGGUUUGUACCAAUGUUUUGUCUAAUGUUCGUCACUGUGGCAAGUGCAACAAGAAGUGUUCACCCGGAGAUUCGUGUGGGAAUGGAGUUUGUGGGUAUGCAUGAAAGGAAAAAUAAAAAGUUAUUGAAAAAGGUUAGGGUCUUGUGAUCCAUAUAUUAAUUAUGUAAUAGUUUGAUUUGAGAUAUGAAAAGAUUUCCCAUUUUAGUUUCAUUCUUAGGCUUUUAAUAAAGGGGCAAAGGGAAAGAAGGAUUGGAAUGAGUUGAAUUUUUAUGUGGUCUCAAAUUUAAGUGUACACAUUUGAAUUUUGU
Molecule: messenger RNA, 828 nt
Organism: Cajanus cajan (pigeon pea)
Lineage: Eukaryota; Viridiplantae; Streptophyta; Magnoliopsida; Fabales; Fabaceae
Gene: GRI
Product: Stigma-specific Stig1 family protein
Source: RefSeq, a predicted model, not a curated record